CGUCAGAAUCGCCUCGGGAUUUCCUCUCCCCUUAGGUUGUCGGUCGUCGCUGGCGGGGAGAAGCGGCACGCACUGAAUACGCGUGAGGCGUCUGGUUUACCAAGUUUUUUUCCCCGUACUUUGUGAUCAAAUCCCCGCUCCGCAGCUGAAGAAGACGUGUCCGUGUGGAUGUAGAAAAAAAAGUUUAGGUUUAAUGACCAAACUUACAGGAGACACCAUGUUCAGCUGCGUUUCCUGCUCAUAAACACAGCAUCUGACAUCGGUACUGCUACUAAGGUGACCCAGCAAUAGGGUCUACUAUGUUCCCUGAUGCCCUUGAAGCAGCCGGGCAGGUGGAGAGCCUCCCACCGCCGUCCCCAAUACCCCUAUCAGAGCUGGAGAAAGAGGAAGCAGAAGCAUCGGUCGAGAGGGGGCCAAAGAGACGAGGACGCUACCGGCAAAGCCUGCAGCUUUUAAAGCCCUUCAGGAUAACUCAAAAGCACCAGCACCCAGUUGAUAAUGCUGGCUUCUUCUCAUUUUUGACUCAGCACUGGCUCUCCCCACUGGCACUGAAAGCCUACAAGAAGUCCGGCUUGUCUGUAGAUGAUGUGUGGGGACUGUCUUGCCACGAAGUCUCUGAAAUCAACUGCCAAAGGCUCGAAUCUUUGUGGCACGACGAGCUGAAAAGACGAGGGCGAGAUGGGGCAUCUCUGAGGAGAGUAUUCUGGAGGUUCUGCCAAACCCGCAUGCUGGUGGCCAUCUUUUCCCUGCUUCUCACAAUGGUGGCAGGCUUUGUUGGGCCUGCCCUACUGAUUCGAGCUCUGCUUGAGUACGCGCAGAACGCAGAGAGCCGUAUGUAUUACGGCCUGUGUCUGGUGGCCGGGAUAUUCCUCAUCGAACUGAUGCGCUCCUGGUCUCUGAUGCUCAUGUGGGCCCUCAACUUCCGCACUGCAGCGCGCCUCCGCGGGGCAGCUCUUACUUUUGCCUUCCACAAGAUCCUCCGCCUGCGCAGCACUAAGGACAUCAGUCCAGGCGAGUUGAUUAACAUGUGCUCCAGUGAUGGCCAGCGCCUGUAUGAUGCUGUGUCGCUGGGCUCCCUGCUGGCCGGGGGGCCUUUGGUGGGAAUACUGGGUCUGUCUUACACCGCAUACUUCCUGGGCCCCAGUGCUCUGCUGGGGUCAGCCAUUUUCAUCAUCAUCUACCCUGUUAUGAUGCUUGCAUCAAGGCUGACGGCGUAUUUCCGCAAGAAGUGCGUGGUGGCAACUGACCGGCGCGUGAGGCUGAUGAAUGAGAUCUUGGGCUGGAUAAAGUUCAUCAAGAUGUAUUGUUGGGAAGAUGCUUUUGCACAGAAUAUUCACAAGGUGCGCUCAGAAGAGAGAAGAACACUGGAGAAAGCUGGGGUUGUCCAGAGCUUCACAGUGGGUGUGGCCCCCAUUGUUGUGGUGAUAGCUAGUGUGUGCACUUUCACCCUCCACAUGGCUUUGGGCUACGACCUUAAUGCAGCGGAGGCUUUCACUGUGGUUGCAGUUUUUAACGCCAUGACCUUUGCCCUGAAAGUCACACCCCUGGCUGUGAGGGCACUGUCAGAGGGUGCUGUGGCAGUCCAGAGAUUUCAGAGACUCUUCAUGAUGGAUGACAGACAGGUUGUUCUGGUCAAAAUGGAUGAUCCUAGCAAUGCUGUAGAAUUUCAGGAUGCCACACUAGUUUGGGAAAUUGCUCGGGCUCCUGUUGCAAAACCUAACCUGCCUCCCAAGAAGCAGGGAGGGAUGAAUUGUGUGCUGCGCAGGGAGAAACUUAGCCUGUACAUUUCCACAGAGGAUGGGAAAGAAAACAAUGAAGGCUGUAACGCACAAAGUCUCCUCACAAAUAUGGAACAGGAGAGUCCACACAGCACCAUCUCCUCAACUCAAAGCUUACGACCUCCGCUGCACAAGACCCUGCAUCGCAUUGAUCUCCGCAUUAAGAAGGGUUCACUGGUUGGGAUCUGUGGAGGUGUUGGGAGUGGAAAGAGCUCUCUCCUGUCGGCUCUGCUGGGGCAGAUGACCCUGUUAGGAGGUAACGUAGCUGCCAGCGGCGGCUUUGCUUAUGUCUCUCAACAAGCCUGGAUCCUCAAUGACUCGCUCAAGGAGAACAUUCUGUUCGGAAAAGAGUAUGACCAAGAAAAAUACAACACAGUCUUAGAAGCCUGCUGUCUUCUCCCAGAUCUUGCAGAGCUCCCAUAUGGAGACAGGACAGAGAUUGGUGAGAGAGGGGCCAACCUGAGUGGAGGGCAGCGUCAGAGAGUGAGCCUGGCUCGUGCUCUCUACAGUCAGCGGCCCAUACUUCUUUUGGAUGAUCCUCUCAGCGCCAUUGAUGCUUGUGUGGCUUCCCAUGUCUUCCAUAAAGCUAUCAGGGCUGCCACCAAAGGCAAGACAGUGCUCUUUGUGACCCACCAGCUGCAGUAUCUGUCUGAGUGUGACGACAUUAUUCUCAUGAAGGACGGGCAGAUUGCCGAGCACGGAACCCAUGCACAGCUAAUGGGUAAAGAGCGUGACUAUGCCACCCUAUUCAGAAAUAUGCAACACGAGAAUGUGGUGAAAGAGAAUAUAAAAGACAAACAGCAGAGGUUAUGUGCAGACGAGGCUGAUGGCGUCGUUGAUGUUACCAAGGUUGGGCCAAAGGUGGAAAGCAAGAAAGGAGAACAACUGAUGAAAGCUGAAGAGAAAGGCUCUGGUGCAGUCUCCUGGUCUGUGUAUGGUGCCUACAUCCAAGCAGCAGGAGGACCAGUUGUCUUCAUCAUCAACAUCUUCCUCUUCCUUUCCACCACAGGCAGCACAGCCUUCAGUAACUGGUGGCUGAGCCAUUGGAUCAGGCAGGGCAGUGGGAACACAUCAUUAAUCUUGGUGAAUGAUACGAUGGCAAGCAGCAGCAUGAGACUCAACCCUCACAUUCGGUAUUAUUCAACGAUUUACGUGGUAUCCAUGGGAGCUGCUUUACUGCUGAAGACAAUGAGAGGACUAGUGUUUGUGAAGUGCACAGUGAAGGCUGCAUCAGCGCUCCACGACAAGCUGUUCCACCGACUCCUCCUCAGCCCCAUGCAGUUCUUUGAUACAACACCUCUGGGUCGUAUCCUGACCCGCUUCUCGAGGGACAUGGAUGAGGUUGAUGUUCAUCUGACCAUGCAAGCUGAACUGCUGCUGCAGAGCCUGACCCUGGUCCUGUUUUGCUUGGGAAUGGUGGGCAUCGUAUUUCCUUGGUUCCUGAUCGCCAUCUUGCCUCUGGGUGUCUUCUUCUGCAUUGUCAACCGUGUCUCCAGGGUUCUGAUUCGUGAGCUGAAGCGCCUAGAGAACAUCAGCCAAUCACCAUUCACCUCUCACAUCACCAGCAGUCUUCAGGGACUCUCCACCAUCCACGCAUAUGGAAGAGGGCACGACUUCCUCCAAAGAUAUCAGGACUUACUGGACACCAACCAGGCCUCCAAAUACCUCUUCAGUUGUGCAGUGCGUUGGCUGGCUGUCCGCCUGGACCUCAUCAGCAUCUUCCUGACCACUGCUGUAGCACUUCUCAUUGUCUUCAUGCACAAUCAGAUACCUCCCUCUUAUGCAGGCCUGGCCAUAGCGUACGUAGUGCAGCUGACUGGCUUGCUUCAGUUUACGGUGAGACUGCUCGCAGAGACUGAAGCUCGGUUUACAUCAGUUGAGAGGAUCAGUCAUUAUAUAAAGUGUCUACAGAGUGAAGCACCCAGACACAGUCCUGAGGCGGCCGCUCCCGCCCCCUCCUGGCCUCAGCAGGGAAAGAUCACCUUCCAGAAUGUGGAGAUGCGUUAUCGUGAUGAUCUGCCACUGGUGCUUAAAAACCUGUCCUUCACCAUCCUGCCUGAAGAGACCAUCGGCAUUGUGGGUCGCACAGGUUCAGGAAAGUCCUCCCUGGGUGUAGCGCUGUUCAGACUGGUGGAGCUGACAGGAGGCUCUAUUAUCAUUGAUGGAGUCAACAUUACACAGAUUGGUCUGGAUGAGCUGCGGAGCAGGCUAGCCAUCAUUCCUCAAGAGCCCGUGCUCUUCAUUGGCACCAUCCGGACCAAUUUAGACCCAUGGGAUCAAUACUCUGACUCUGAGAUAUGGGAGGCUCUUGAGAAGACACAUAUUAAACAGAUGGUCAGCCAGCUACCUCACUCCCUCCACUCCGAGGUGACGGAGAAUGGAGAGAACUUCUCAGUGGGAGAGCGACAGCUAAUCUGUGUGGCCAGGGCCCUGCUGAGGAACAGCAAGAUUCUUAUACUGGAUGAGGCAACAGCAGCCAUCGACACUGAGACAGAUCGUAUGAUACAAGAAACCAUUUCCCAUGCGUUUGACAGUUGCACCACACUCAUCAUCGCACAUCGUCUCAACACAGUGAUGAACUGCAGCAGGAUCAUGGUCAUGGAUAAUGGCCAGAUUUUGGAGUUUGACAGUCCCGCUGCCUUGCUGGCAGAUGAAAACUCAAGAUUCAGAGCCAUGGUAAAAGCAUCAGAAACCUCGCUGAACUUUGGACGUGAGCUGUGACAUCACUGAAUAUUUAGCAGAAGGCCUGAAUUGCACACACACACAAAUAAGAAGAUCCAGUCCGUCCAUUGUGUGAAAGCAAUGUGUUAAGAAAUACAGAGGUUUUUGCAAUUGCUGCUUCAUGUAA
Monopterus albus (swamp eel) is the source of this 4626-nucleotide messenger RNA. Its product is annotated as multidrug resistance-associated protein 5. Gene Ontology annotation, molecular function: ATP binding; ATP hydrolysis activity; ABC-type transporter activity. The coding region runs from base 300 to 4499 and encodes 1399 amino acids. Gene Ontology annotation, cellular component: membrane. The record is from RefSeq and is a predicted model, not a curated record. The transcript is spliced from 29 exons. Gene Ontology annotation, biological process: transmembrane transport. NCBI's taxonomy places the organism in Eukaryota, Metazoa, Chordata, Actinopteri, Synbranchiformes, Synbranchidae.